Anthonomus grandis grandis is the source of this 1189-nucleotide messenger RNA. RefSeq names its product adenosine kinase-like. The record is from RefSeq and is a predicted model, not a curated record. Gene Ontology annotation, biological process: purine ribonucleoside salvage. Gene Ontology annotation, cellular component: nucleus; cytosol. Gene Ontology annotation, molecular function: adenosine kinase activity. The transcript has 4 exons. NCBI's taxonomy places the organism in Eukaryota, Metazoa, Arthropoda, Insecta, Coleoptera, Curculionidae. The coding region runs from base 130 to 1152 and encodes 340 amino acids.
ACAAUAGUUUCCGUCGCCAAGCGAUAGGACGCUAGCAGAUUUGUCAGAACUGUCAGGAGAAUUUCGAUCAGUUUAGUUGAGACGAUUGGUUUUUAUAAUCUGCGGGGAUUCACACAAAAACCGAACAAAAUGGCCGAUUUUAAAACAGUUUUGGCCUUCGGAAACCCGUUACUAGACGUCACGGUCACUUGCACCAAGGAAUCGGUGAACCUCAUCCGUAAAUAUAACCUCAAAGAGGACGGACAAGCGGAAAUUUCCAGGGAUAAAAUGCGUCUACUUACCGAAGACAUUGACGGCUUGGAACAAUACAAGUCUGCCGGAGGAUGCAGUCAAAAUUCCUUAAGGGUUUUACGGUGGACGUUAAGGGGGAAAUGUCGCGCGGAAGUUUUUGGUUCCGUGGGAAACGACACUGAGGCGAAAAUUUUGACGACAAUACUUAAAUCGGACGGAGUCGAACCCAGAUAUUUAAUUCAAGAAGAGCUCCCAACUGGCAAAUCCAUUGCUUUAAUAAAUGGCUUAAAAAGGUGCCUGGUGGCACACAUAGGGGCUGCAGAAGUCCUCCCAUUAAAAUCUCUUCUAUCCUAUAAAGAUUUCCCAAACAUUUUCAACAAAAGUGAUAUUAUACUUAUAGAAGCCUACUUUUUAACCAACAGAUUUUCAACGGCUAAACAUAUUGUCGAUAUGUGCAAGCAAACCGAUAAAAGCCUGGUCUUCAAUUUGUGUGGAGAGUAUAUAUUUAAAAUCGUCCCAGAACCUAUAAAGUACUUGGUAAAACGUGCUGACAUUAUAUUUGGUAAUAAGGCAGAAUUUGAUGCUCUAGCCUCACUUCUUUCGAAAGAUUCUAUAGAAGAUUUAGCAAUGGAUUUGACGAGGGAGGGCAGCAAGACGUUGGUGAUUACUGAUGGGCCAAACCCAGUGCAAUGCUUUACGCAAACUGAUAAUUUUUAUGUGAAGGUUCCGCCCCUGAGUUCGACUGAGAUAAAGGACACAACAGGGGCAGGAGAUGCUUUUGUGGGGGGCUUUUUGGCUGGCAUAACACUUUCUAGGAAAUUAAAAAGCUGCAUUGAUAUAGGGAUUUAUGCCGCUUCGAAUAUUAUCAAACAAACUGGAUGCACUUUACCUAAAUAUGAAUCUGGGAUUCUGUUACAUUGAUAUUGGGUUCUGUUAUAAGAGUAAAUUGAAUAAAGUU